Messenger RNA from Durotheca rogersii, 1098 nucleotides. RefSeq lists its product as uncharacterized. The coding region runs from base 126 to 731 and encodes 201 amino acids. The transcript has a single exon. The record is from RefSeq and is a predicted model, not a curated record. Lineage: Eukaryota; Fungi; Ascomycota; Sordariomycetes; Xylariales; Xylariaceae.
UACAGCGAGCAUGGCCCGAAGCUAGUCCGCUCCCGCUCCGUCAUCGGGUAGCCCCGUCGCGGGCAACCAACCACCCUUUCGAAGAAGAGAGGAGGGGGGGGGACGCAAGAGACGUAGAAGAACACAUGGACGGUUUAACCCCCCACCCCCCCCCCCCAUUCUUCUCGUUCUCGGCCUUGCCCCCCCCCUCUCGAUUCUCUCUCUCUCUCGUUCCGUCUCGUCGUCAGCUUUCGGAGUUCCGCGUAUACCAAAAAUACAAGAAAGGCAGGGAGGGAAACGGAAUGAAAGGUGCGGGGAGUGGACUCUUUUUGUUCUUCUCUUGUUCUUUUUUUUUUUUUGUGGCCCCGGAACGACUUUUGCUUCGCUCGUUCCGCCGGGCCCUCCCCGCAGGGCUGUCUGUUAGAGAAAAGGGGGGAAAGAAGCUUUUAUUGUCGGGUCGUCUCGUCGUCGCCUGCCAGUCCUGUCCCGUCGGCGCGUGGUGUUGGUCUAUUUCUCUCUCCUCUUGUUCUUACUCUUGUUUUUCCUCUUCCCUCUUGUUCAUCUGUAUAGUCUCUCCCCCUUUCUCGUUCGUCCUCCCCGUCCCAUCUCUCCUCCCCUCUCUGCUCACGACGGAAGGGGUUGGGGUGGGCGGCGGUAGGAGAAGGGGCGGUAGGGACUGGCGGAGUGCAGGAGAGACGAGACGAGACGAGACGGGCUCGCAGACGGCGGCCGUUUCUCGAGAGAAAGUGUGAGAGACGAUAACUGGCCGGCUUCCGCCGCCACCGGCAGGGUGGGCGUAUUAAUUCUGCGCGCACACGUGCGGCCAUCUGUGUACGAGUAACCUGACGUCAGUCUGUGACGUUUUUUUUCUUUGGCUUCUCAUUCCGCAUCACGACGGCUAGAUCAAUCCACGAUACCCAAUUCACCAUCGUCGUUUCUUAUUUAUUUGAAAAACAAACCUCGUCUUUUCUUCCUCCUCCUCCUCCUCCUCCUCCUCUCCUUUUCCCCCUUCUCCCCCCACCUCUCCCCUACUCUUCCUACCCAGGUCUUUAUUCAGGCGGACUCGUGCCCUCUACUCCAUCCCCGGGGACGGGGAGGAGAGGGCAAGGGGGGGUUGGG